UGCAAAGAAAAACAGGCAUAAGUUACAUACAAUGGGCAAUUGUAGAUACUUGUGCUUGUACAUCCAAAUAGCCAUAGCCUUGCUUUUGCUCUCGCAAAUCAGCUCCACCGAGGCUUCAGCUUAUGCCAACAACACUGGCGGCUGCAUCGCAAGAGAGAGAUCCGCUCUUAUCCGCUUCAAAGCGGGCCUGAUCUCGUACUCCGCAGACCUGCUUUCCUCAUGGCAGGGCGACGACUGCUGCGGAUGGAAGGGCGUCCAUUGCAGCAAGAGAACCGGCCAUGUCAUCAAGCUCGACCUCCGAUCUCUUCAUGUCCCAGGUACAGCACCUUCGCUGGGAGGCAAUAUAAGCUCUUCCUUGCUUGGUUUGCAACGCCUGCAGUAUCUCGACCUGAGCAACAGCUGGUUUGGCGGACACAUACCAGAAUUUCUGCCUUAUCUCCACAACUUGAGGUAUCUAAGCCUUUCGGAAUCGGGAUUUACUGGAAUGAUACCUCCACACCUGGGUAAUCUCUCCAACUUGCGUUACUUGAGUCUUGGUUAUGAUCAAACAUACUCCACGGAUAUUACUUGGUUGCAACAGUUAUCCUCCCUUGAGCACCUAGAAAUGAGCCAGGUGAACCUCAGUGGCAUUCAAAACUGAUUGCCGGUGAUCAAUAUGCUUCCAUCCCUUAAAGUUCUUCUUCUUGUUGGGUGCGGACUUAACAACAGUCCUGAUUUUCUUCUGCAUUCAAAUCUGACAUCUAUUGAAACUAUCGACAUUUCCUGGAACCAUCUCCAAAAAUCUAUAGCACCUAACUGGUUUUGGGAUUUGACGAACCUCAAGCAACUUGAUAUCUCUUAUAACAAAUUCAGCGGCCCAUUUCCAAACGAGAUUGGGAAUAUGACCUCCAUGAAACAACUUCAUUUAUCAAACAAUAACCUUGUGGGUAUGAUACCAUCAAACCUGAAGAAUCUUUGUAACCUGGAAGAACUACAUCUAUCUAGCAAUAACAUCAAUGGAAGCAUAACAGAAAUCUUUCAACGCUUCCCUACUUGUUCACUUAAUAAACUUGCAGCCUUAGCUCUAUCUGACACCGAUUUGGCAGGAAGCCUACCAACCAACCUACAAGAAUCCUUCAGCAAUCUGACCUUUCUCGAUCUUAGUGAAAACAAACUCACGGGUCCUGUGCCGCUAUGGAUAGGAGAGCUCACAAAGCUAACUUCAUUGGACCUAACCAACAACAACCUUGAUGGUGUUUUGCACGAAGGACAUUUGUCAGGCUUACCAAGCUUGGAGAAUUUGUUGUUGUCAGGUAAUUCCAUAGCCAUCAUAGUCAAUUCGACCUGGUUUCCACCUUUUAGUCUAACAGUGAUUAAACUCCGGUCGUGUAUUCUUGGGCCUAGAUUUCCAUUGUGGCUUCGAUGGCAAAAACCUUUAGAGCUCGAUAUCUCAAACACAGGCAUAUCCGACAUGGUUCCAGAUUGGUUUUGGAUAAUGGUUUCUUUGCUGGAUGAGAUAAAUAUGCCACAGAAUCAACUUAGUGGUUUUCUACCAUCUACGAUGGAACAUAUGAGAGCAUAUAGAAUAGAUCUCAGUUCUAACCAGUUCAGUGGUCCAAUGCCUAAGCUUCCUGUUAAUCUAACCUACUUGGAUCUUAGUAGAAACAAAUUAUCGGGGCUACCAAUAGAAUUUGGAGCGCCACAACUUCAAGUACUUAUUCUGUUUGGCAACUCAAUCUCUGGCUCCAUUCCAUCAUAUUUUUGCGAGUUGGGAUCAAUAUCAGUGUUAGACCUAUCAGAAAAUAAGCUAACCGGGCCACUUCCUAAUUGCCUACACGAUGAGUCCACAACAAAAAAGACAACCUUGAGUAUUCGUAAUCUAUACUUAAGAAACAACAACCUCUCCGGUGAUUUUCCCUUGCUCCUCCAAAACUGUCAAGAGCUCAUAUUUCUUGAUCUCGCAUACAAUCAAUUCUCUGGGACUUUGCCAUCAUGGAUUGGGGAGAAGCUGCCAUCUUUGGCAUUCUUAAGGCUGAGAUCUAAUAUGUUUCAUGGUCACAUUCCUGUGGGGCUUACGAAGCUAGCUGAUCUUCAAUAUUUGGACCUUUCCAACAACAAUAUAUCAGGAGGCAUACCAAAAUCUAUUGUUAACUUCACAGGAAUGAUUCAAAGGAGAGAUAAAUAUGGUAAAUAUGAUGGCACAGUUAUUUUGCAU
Brachypodium distachyon (stiff brome) is the source of this 2194-nucleotide messenger RNA. Its product is annotated as receptor-like protein EIX1. Lineage: Eukaryota; Viridiplantae; Streptophyta; Magnoliopsida; Poales; Poaceae. Gene Ontology annotation, molecular function: protein binding. The transcript has a single exon. The annotation marks the transcript as partial. The record is from RefSeq and is a predicted model, not a curated record.